AUGUCGUCCGAACAAGAGACGAAGAGCACUGAAGAAACCCAAAUCGGCGGAAACCUCGACGCUGCUGGCUCUGCUUCAGGAGCUGCAAACAUCGGAGCAAACGCUUCCUCCAAGAAGUCUGAAGAGAGACGAAAGCCCAAAAAACUAGGCCAGAAAGGUCAAGCGAACGGUGAAAAAGCAGACGGCGAAGGCGACGCAGACGGACCAGAAGAAUCUCCAACACCACAACCAAAGAUGGAGCCGCAGACAUCAGCAUCAGCAUCUGCCCGCUCCGGUUCUCGACGAGGGAGCCGGGGUCGCGGUCGAGACUCGAGCGAACCCCCCAGUGAGGUUGACAGCGCAUAUCGAAGCGACGUCUCCCAGAAAGGCGGACGACGGAACCGAAACCGGAACAGAGGCAAGGCCCAGGCCCAAACACAGCAGCAGGGGAAGGGCGGCCUCCUCGGCGGAGGCGGCGGGCCCCUUGAUGCAGUUGACGAGGUCGGCGACACGGUGAAUGGCGUCGUUGACGGCGCCGGAAACCUCGUGAACGACACUGUCGGCAAAACCUUGAGCAAGCCCCACGAAGCUCUUGGAGGACUGCUGCACAGCAAAGGCGGCAAGGAAGGGGAGGGAGAAGAAGAUGACGGCGAAACCAACGAACAAUUGAGAUUAAGACUCGAUCUUAACCUAGACAUUGAAGUCCAACUGAAGGCCAAAAUUCAUGGCGAUUUGACCCUUGGCUUAUUGAACUAG
Fonsecaea pedrosoi CBS 271.37 is the source of this 735-nucleotide messenger RNA. RefSeq lists its product as uncharacterized. The transcript is spliced from 2 exons. The coding region runs from base 1 to 735 and encodes 244 amino acids. The record is from RefSeq and is a predicted model, not a curated record. NCBI's taxonomy places the organism in Eukaryota, Fungi, Ascomycota, Eurotiomycetes, Chaetothyriales, Herpotrichiellaceae.